Molecule: messenger RNA, 675 nt
Organism: Arabis nemorensis
Lineage: Eukaryota; Viridiplantae; Streptophyta; Magnoliopsida; Brassicales; Brassicaceae
Source: the annotation of a GenBank genome assembly
AUGCAAACAAGUGAAGAGUUCGUCAAGUUCUUAGGCGAAGGUGCUUACGGUUCUGUUGAUCUCGUUAAAUACACUAAAAACGACGGCUCCUCUUUUCACGCCGCCGUCAAAACCUCCGACGCCGAAGACUACGAAUCUCUCAACAGAGAGUUUCAGAUUCUGUGCGAACUCAGUGGAUAUCCGAACAUCGUUCAAUGCUUUGGUAACGAUUUGGAACUAGGUUUCACCGAUAAGGGAUACUUUGUCUUCAAAUUGCUUCUCGAGUACGCAUCCGAAGGUAGUUUAAGCGCUUUCAUGGACAAUUACACCGACAGAAAAUUACCUGAUUACUGGGAGAUCGAUUAUCCGUUCGUUGGAACGCCUAUUUACAUGCCGCCAGAGUCUCUACACGAUGGUGUGGCGAAUAAAACCCUAGAUUUGUGGUCGUUAGGGUGCUUAGUGUUGGAGAUGUAUACAGGUCAGAUUCCAUGGAAAGGAAUGAAGUGCAGUCAGAAACAGAUUCACUCUCUGAUGCCGUAUUGGGUUGACUUUUCAUACUCUAAAGACUCUUCUUGGGUCAGGCUACAGCUAGAGGACUCAAGCUUAGAAGUCAGCUCUCUGAGCUUUUUCUCUAACACGACAUUUAAAGCAUUACCGCCAAUCAUAUUGAAACUAACUGCCGAGUCUGUGUCUUGA